Messenger RNA from Pteronotus mesoamericanus, 2061 nucleotides. RefSeq names its product MON1 homolog A, secretory trafficking associated (gene MON1A). The record is from RefSeq and is a predicted model, not a curated record. Gene Ontology annotation, cellular component: Mon1-Ccz1 complex. The transcript has 6 exons. The coding region runs from base 274 to 1941 and encodes 555 amino acids. Gene Ontology annotation, biological process: protein targeting to vacuole; vesicle-mediated transport; protein secretion. NCBI's taxonomy places the organism in Eukaryota, Metazoa, Chordata, Mammalia, Chiroptera, Mormoopidae.
AGGCCGGGCCGGGCGGCAGGAGCCGGGCCUCUGCCGGGAGAGGCGGCCGAGGGCGGUCUUCUUGGGCCCGCGGCCGGACGAGGGGCGGUGGGAGGGGAAGGUGGUCCGCGCUGUGGCCAUGUCUGUGUCCGCAGGGUGUCGUGGCUCCGCGAACCUGCGCCUUCAGUCCAGGCUCGGCCAGAUACCAGUGCCCUCCCGGGGGUCCGGCAGAGGGCAGUGACCGGCAAUCUCUGUGCGUCCUGGAUCCCCCGGAGAAACAGGAGCGCCCAAGGCAUGGCUGCCGACAUGCAGAGGAAGAGGAGCAGCGAAGGCCCCGAGGGCACGUUGGCACCUUUGGACGGGCCGAGUGUGGAGAGAGCAGAGAGCCCCACGCCGGGGCUGGCCCAGGGCAUGGAGCCAGGUGCUGGGCAGGAGGGCGCCAUGUUUGUCCAUGCCCGUUCCUACGAGGACCUGACUGAGUCGGAAGAUGGGGCGGAUCCCGGAGAGAGUCCCAAAGAGGGUGCUGGGGGCCCGCCACCGCUGCCUGCAGACAUGCGCCAGAUCAGCCAGGACUUCAGUGAGCUGAGUACCCAGCUGACAGGUGUGGCCCGUGACCUCCAGGAGGAGAUGCUGCCGGGAAGCUCUGAGGACUGGGCAGAGCCCCCCAGGGCAGCUGGGAGACCAGCCGCCGAGCCCCCCAGGGAGGGCGCAGGCGAGGGGGAUGAGGAGGAGGCUGUCGAGGCCUGGCGACUGCACCAGAAGCAUGUCUUCGUGCUGAGCGAGGCAGGGAAGCCUGUGUACUCCCGCUACGGGUCAGAGGAGGCACUUUCCAGCACCAUGGGUGUCAUGGUGGCCCUGGUGUCCUUCCUGGAGGCUGACAAGAACGCCAUCCGUUCCAUCCAUGCAGAUGGCUACAAGGUAGUAUUUGUACGCCGGAGCCCCCUGGUGCUGGUGGCAGUGGCCCGCACGCGGCAGUCAGCGCAGGAACUGGCACAGGAGCUGCUCUACAUCUACUACCAGAUCCUGAGCCUCCUUACAGGCGCGCAGCUGAGCCACAUAUUCCAGCAGAAGCAAAACUACGACCUGCGGCGCCUGCUCUCGGGCUCCGAGCGCAUCACCGACAACCUGCUGCAGCUCAUGGCGCGAGACCCCAGCUUCCUAAUGGGGGCUGCGCGCUGCCUGCCCCUGGCGGCUGCCGUGCGCGACGCCGUGAGUGCCAGCUUGCAGCAGGCGCGUGCACGCAGCCUUGUCUUCUCCAUCCUGCUGGCGCGCAACCAGCUCGUGGCACUCGUGCGCCGCAAGGACCAAUUCCUGCACCCCAUCGACCUGCACUUGCUCUUCAACCUCAUAAGUUCUUCCUCGUCCUUCCGCGAAGGCGAGGCCUGGACGCCUGUGUGCCUGCCCAAAUUCAACGCAGCCGGCUUCUUCCACGCGCACAUCUCCUAUCUGGAACCUGACACCGAUCUCUGCCUGCUGCUCAUCUCCACCGACCGCGAGGACUUCUUUGCAGUCUCUGACUGCCGCCGCCGCUUUCAGGAGCGCCUGCGGAAGCGCGGAGCCCACAUGGCGCUGCGGGAGGCACUGCGCACCCCCUACUACAGUGUUGCCCAAGUGGGCAUCCCUGACCUGCGCCAUUUCCUCUAUAAGUCAAAGAGCUCGGGACUCUUCACCAGCCCCGAGAUCGAGGCCCCGUACACCAGCGAGGAGGAGCAGGAGCGGCUCCUGGGCCUCUACCAGUACCUGCACAGCCGGGCCCACAACGCCUCCCGCCCACUCAAGACCAUCUACUACACAGGCCCCAACGAGAACCUCCUGGCCUGGGUGACAGGUGCCUUUGAGCUCUACAUGUGCUACAGCCCCCUGGGGACCAAGGCGUCCGCCGUCAGCGCCAUCCAUAAGCUGAUGCGCUGGAUCCGCAAAGAAGAAGACCGCCUCUUCAUCCUGACGCCCCUCACGUAUUGAUGGGAAUGUGUGGGCUCCGCCCUCCCGAGCCCGAAGCCAAGGGAGCCCCCGGGCGGGGCUGGCCUCUCUGGCCCGGCAGCAGGCAGGGACUGCGGGUUGAUGCGUGCAUUAAAGUGCUUU